Molecule: messenger RNA, 1035 nt
Organism: Lasiodiplodia theobromae
Lineage: Eukaryota; Fungi; Ascomycota; Dothideomycetes; Botryosphaeriales; Botryosphaeriaceae
Product: UDP-galactose transporter
Exons: 4
Coding region: 1-1035 (344 amino acids)
Biological process (GO): transmembrane transport
Cellular component (GO): Golgi membrane; endoplasmic reticulum membrane
Molecular function (GO): UDP-N-acetylglucosamine transmembrane transporter activity
Source: RefSeq, a predicted model, not a curated record
AUGAUCCCUCUCGCGCCAGUGGGCAUCACAGCCCUUAUAUUCGGCGGCUGUUGCUCUAACGUUUAUGCGCUUGAGGCUAUUGUCAACGGUCUCCUCAUCACGCUUGGCCAGUUCAUUCUCGUAUGCCUUGCAGCGUUUCCAUCGCAGUUCGAUCCCAGCCGGCCCUUCUUCCUGAAGAAAAGCCCUGUGCCAUUCCGGAAAUGGUUCAUGAGCGCGUCUAUGUUCUUUGCUGUUAAUAUGUUGAACAACUGGGCAUUCGCCUUCCGCAUCUCCGUCCCAGUGCACAUUAUCCUCCGCAGCUUCGGCAGCGUCACGACUAUGGGUGCAGGAUGGCUUCGUGGCAAGCGCUAUUCUCCUCUACAGGUCUUCUCGGUGGCGAUGCUCACUGUUGGCGUGAUCAUCUCAGCUUGGGCCGAUGCCACCAGCAAGGGGAAAUCAAUGAGCACGGCCGGAAUCAACUUCACGGACGCAUCUUUCGAGGCUGGUCUUGUCAUUCUUCUCGUCGCUCAGUUGCUGUCGGCAUACAUGGGUGUCUACGUGCAGGAAAUCUAUGAGCAGCAUGGGAAGCAUUGGGAUGAGAACCUUUUCUACUCCCACCUGAUCAGCAUCCCCAUGUUCGUUCCACUUCAGAGCAUCUUGAUGUCGCAAUACACACGCCUUGCCUCAUCGCCUCCGCUCUACCUUCCGUCGUCGGUCUCGUCCUCGCUGCCGCUCCCAGCGCAGAAGAUUCUGGCCACGGUUCCCGAAUCAGUCUUCAUGCUCCUGCUCAACUCGACGACGCAGCUUCUCUGCAUUACCGGCGUCAACCUGCUCAGUGCCAAAUCCUCGGCAGUCACGGUCACCAUAGUGCUCAACAUCCGCAAGCUGGUCAGUUUCCUGAUCAGCAUUUGGCUGUUUGGCAAUAAGAUGAGCAGCCAGAUGAUGUUCGGAGCUUUUGUUGUCUUCGGAGCGGGGGGGUUGUAUGGCUGGGAGACUACUGUUGGUAUCAAGAGGAGGAAGGAGGCUGAAAGGCUGAAAGAGCUGAAGGGCAAAUGA